CAUUCAAAGAGUGGUGACGUCACGCGUUGACCCUGAACCCUCAUUCCACGCUUAAGGAAGAAGCGCAAAUGAUUGAGAUCUGUUUAUAAGCCGAGCUCGGAUGAGAAGCUACGCUCACUGAUGGCUGUCAACUCAAGAGGUAAAAUGUGUAACCUUAAGUUGGUAGCAGUACUUUUGCUGGCCGUUGCUUCAGUCGAUCUGCGCCAUAUUGAAAGACGUCCCUCCUUCAUCGGAUGUGUGGAUUCCAGUGAGUGCAGCAAAGAACAGUGCUGUGUUCUAGGUGGGGGCCGGUACAGCAGCCCUCAGUGCACAAAUUUGGGUGAAGUCGGCGACUCCUGUCGUCCAUACGGAACCGUCCCAUUCAACACCACGGUGGAUUACCCGAACGGCUACAGUGCGACGCUCACCAACGUUCAUUUUAUCAUGUGCGACUGUGCAACAGAUUUGGUGUGUGACCGUGACUCUUCCACAUGCCAGCUUCCUCAAAUCCUCACACGAAAUUCCGUCCUGUAACCAUCUGCACCCAACUGACCUUGCUCUGCGAUUAUUUCUAUGCAGAUAAGCCAAAGCCUUGACAAAACACCUUGAAUAUCGUUAGCUCGUAUGGCUAGUUCAUUGACCGAAACAUAUUAAAACAAAAUAUAUAGGCUUCAUUCGCUAUCUAGGGCAGGGGUUUUAAUCCGCGGCCCGCAUACAUUUUUUUAAAUAUAUCAGACUAUUUUAAGAGAAAUAGGUCUCGUUAAUAUUGUCAUUACGUUUCAAUAAUUGUCACUGUGAACAAAUCCCGAGUUCGAUUAUAAACGUCAAAGAACUAGAACGAGUCUCACUGGAGAAAACUCGGGAUUUAUAAAAAUCUUAACAGAAAUUAAACUUAGUAUGUUCGUACGCGAACCUGUUUUGCGACAGUGGACCUAAUUUAGUAGCAUUUUAAUAAACUAGCGCGGGGUUUCAAUAAUGUUCCUUGUUUAUAACCUAGGAACCUGUGUCCAGAAGGAAGGGUUAAUCUGGCCUCAGGUGCGAAUAUUUGCAAUUAUUAUCAGUCUACAGCGUGUCGGCUGUAGGCCAUCGAGGCAGCCUUCAGCAUAAGGGAUUAGUCCCUACCCCACAACGGUUUCAAGCAACCGUUUGUAAUCUUAUCAUCGUAAGUUGGAAGAUUUGCUUCGACGUGAAUAACCGUAGACUAGAUACAUAACUGUACCACUUAUGUACUAUAGAGGUGUACCUUCUGCACUAACCGACGCUCUAGAAAGGUCUUUAGGUUUGUUAGUUUCACUACAGAUCCAAGAAAUGGUUCCUCCGAAAUUUGGCAGAUAAUCGACUAGUAAAAAACAACAGCAACAAUUCUCUACCGGCACACACUUCCUGUCACAACAACAACACAGACUGCAUGAAUUUUGCCAUGAUGAUUUGAAUUGUUGAAAUUCAUAAAAAUUUUAAAUUUUGCCAGAAAGAGAAACAUGCCCUAUACGUAACGUUCAAGCAUCUUACUACGUUAUUUCAUUUCGUGCAGUUAAGUUAUUACUAUGAAGCUAACUGUCGCUCAUCUAGUCUAGAAAUUCCUCUCUUAUUACCUACACAAAUAAGGUCAUUCUGUUUACAAGAGUUCGCCUUCGUAUCACCUCUCAAUUAUAAUAUUAUCCUAUCCUCCCAUCUACUCCUAGGUCUCCCUUCCUGGGUUCCUGACGACAACUUUUAAUGAACUUCUUGUCUCACCCGUACGUGAUAUAUAUUCAGUUAAUCACAUCCGCCUUCAUUCCAUUCUCCUUAUAAUGUAGCUAAAAUUGAAUAUUUCACAUUACAAAGUUGUACAUUAUGUAUUUUUUUCCAAUCAACCUAUUCUAAUCUCAUUGCAACACUUCGGUUUAUGUUAAAACUUGGAACCAAAACACAGAGUCUAUGAUUCCAACCCGUAUAUGACGUCUCGAUGUUUUGUACAUUGGAUCUCAAUGCUAAUCGCCACAAUAAAUAAACCAAGUAGUACUUUUAAGACGAAGCUCAUGUAUCAGACGUCAGUAACAGAAUAAACUAUGUUUACAUAUGUAA
Messenger RNA from Zootermopsis nevadensis, 2043 nucleotides. NCBI's taxonomy places the organism in Eukaryota, Metazoa, Arthropoda, Insecta, Blattodea, Termopsidae. The record is from RefSeq and is a predicted model, not a curated record.